Molecule: messenger RNA, 1400 nt
Organism: Eurytemora carolleeae
Lineage: Eukaryota; Metazoa; Arthropoda; Copepoda; Calanoida; Temoridae
Exons: 3
Coding region: 816-1400 (194 amino acids)
Source: RefSeq, a predicted model, not a curated record
AUCGCUUCCUAACCACCUUAAGUCAACCACCUAUAAACCUAUUCAUUAAUUUAUAUUUUAACCGUUAGAUGUCUCUAGCUGAAAAUCAUCUUCAACUUGGUCGAAAUCUACGUAAAGGUUUCUUUAAAAUUCUAGUGCAAUUGGGUUGUACCGGCCCGGAAGAACAAUUAUAAAGAACCCAAGUUGACAGUAUAUGAAAGGGAGGCGGGACGGGUUUGCCCUGUCUGUUCGGCUCAUGGCAGUUUAUUUAAUAAAACGAUGCAGGCCAAGCAACCAGUAUUAGAUGUCGGACAACAAAGUCGAGCCGGGCCCAGAGCUGAAAGGUGAGAAUCCUUUAGGGCGGGAACAAACUGUUCUGAGCUGGGUGAGACGGCCCGGGUCUCAAGCCGGGCCGGGUCGGUUCUACUCCAAGUCAGACCGGACGGGGACACAGGUAAACAGUGUAAACGCGCAGUCGCAACAGCAAACACAGGUUUGGGUUGAAUUCUGCAGUGUUUAAACAGAGUUUAAAGACAAACAAGUGAAUUGUUUUUAAAAAACUAGCAGUUAACCAAUAAAUGUGAGGUUUACAUCGUGAAUUUAAUAAUUUGCAGUGUUGACGUAUUUUUUGUGAAUCAAAUCCACGCUUGAAGUUAGCGUGAGACAUAUUUUUAAGUUUUUGAAAAUACCGGUCUGACAGGUUUCGAACAAGCAAUUUAUUGCAAAUGUAAAAAGUGCAUUUAAAACCAUGUGACACUGCGGAGUAGACAAGUGAUGCAAAAUGAGUGAUCAGACAAAUUUUCCUUAGAAUUUAAUUGAUAGAGAGAAGCUACAGAAUGCCUGCAAUUAUGAUGGCUGAUCCAGGAUUGGGGCGGGGUGGGUCCACCGAUCCCUACAGUCAGGAGUACAAUAGAGAGUACAUUCAAGAUCCUAGGUCACAAAUGGAGUACAGGAUGCAACAGGAGUACAGAGUACAACAAGAGUAUAGAUCUCAGCAAGAGUACAGACAAGAGUACAGAACUCAGAUGGAUUUCAGGCAAGAGUACAGGGGGCCAGCCCCUGGGCCUGAUGGACGGACUCAGGAGUACCGUGGACCCGGUGGACCACCUCAGGAGUACCGUGGACCCGGUGGACCCCCUGGACCACCCCAGGAGUACCGUGGGCCCGGAAACCAUCUUGGACCACCGCAGGACUAUCGUGGGCCCUUGAACCUCCCUGGACCAGCCCAGGACUACCUUGGGCCCGGGAAUCCCCAAGACCACGAGCAUGCUAGGAAAAUGGCAGAUCUGGAAACACUUCGGCACAUCAUUUCUCAGUGGAACGCAAAUAGACUUGAUCUUUUUGAACUUUCUCUUCCUAAUGAGGUAGGAAUCCGUUGUGCGCGUAUAAUUAUACUGGAUGCCGCGCACACUUAUGGUUAA